UCAAUUUCUACGUAGAAUCCGAUUUCUGAAAGUAAUGGGAAGCAAACACGGUGUUGCCCCCUGAUGUGCAAAACGAACUCUUAUCGGUGAAACUAACGAGCCUGAUCUGGUGAACCUUCCAGGGGUUUCAGUCGAUUCUCAGACAAACCCUCGGAUCUCUUCCGACCGCCAUCCUCGCUCUGCUCCCUCGUUCUCCCUUCAUUAUCAACGAAUUAGAUUAGAUUAGAUGCGCGAUCUGAUGCACAAUUCCUGACUCAUUCUCUGCAACUGGAACGGAUUCUCCCAAGGUUUCUUAAUGCGUUUGAUCUGGGAACUUAGAGCUCUGAAUUGGGUCUAGGGCUAGGAGAUGGCCUGGUUUAGUGGGAAAGUUUCCUUAGGGAACUUCCCCGAUCUCGCUGGGGCUGUAAAUAAGAUCAGUGAGAGCGUCAAGAACAUCGAGAAGAACUUUGAUAGCGCUCUUGGGUUUGAAGAGAAGACCGACACUGACACCAGCGAAGCUUCAGGAUUAUGGCCAACUACAGACACAAAAGCUCUAUUUGAACCUAUGAUGGCCUUUAUGGGGAAUAAAGGUGGUGAAAGUACAGUAGAUUCCAUCGAGAGACCUGCAUCAUUAGAGCCACAGCCACCAUCUUCUGUUGUGGAAAAAGAAGGGGCUGAGAUUGAUAAGUCAUCAAAUUUUGCAACUAAACAAACUAAACUUGAUGAAGACAUAAAUGAAGAAAGUUCUCCCUUGCACCCAGCUUCUGCAGAAGAUUCAACCACUGCAAUUGCCCAGGUAACAAAUGCUGCAGUGCUAGAUCAUGACAAAUCUCAUUUGGUAGUUCCGGGUAAUUCUGGAUCCGACUCGCAAUUGACAUCUAUUGAUUCAUGCAACACUGGUGUUGAACAUCAUGAGGAACCAGAUUCCAUAACCCAUGUGAAUCAGAAGGAGACAUCAGUGGAGGAGACUGCUGAAAAUUCAGAGUUAAUGGAAGCCAAACCAGUAACCAAUGAAGCAGACCAUGUUGAGGAUAAUGGCGUUGUACCACCUGAAUCACAUAACAUUACCAAUUUGCAUGCAACAGAAAAUGAAAAGAAGUCAGAAGAAGGAGGGACUAUAGAGAAUCUUUCUCCGGUUGGAGCCGAGGAUGUAGGUAGUGGUAGCCAACCUGGAAUGGGUGUAGACCUCCCUGGUUCUGUUUCUGCUACAUCCGAGGAGACAGAAAGUCCCGAUGGACGCUUAACAAAUAACUAUCCUGCUGUGCAGCAUGGAGAGGGUGCUACGCAGAUGGGUUCUGAACCAGUUUCUCAUGAACAUGAUACAGUUGACAAAGCAGUUGACAUUAGUCAGCAAACCAAUGAUUUUGAACCUGACACUAAAGAAUCUGUUAGUUCAGGAAGCACCAUGUCUGACAUUACAGAAUCUGUGGUUGAAGUAGAGAAGUUGAAGAGGGAAAUGAAAAUGAUGGAAACUGCAUUGCAGGGAGCUGCUAGACAAGCUCAGGCGAAAGCAGAUGAAAUCUCAAAGUUGAUGAAUGAGAAUGAGAAUCUAAAGGCUGUUAUUGAGGACUUGAGGAGAAAAUCUAGUGAAUCAGAAAUUGAGUCACUGCGGGAGGAGUACCAUCAGAGGGUUGCAGCUCUAGAAAGAAAGGUUUAUGCUCUCACUAGGGAAAGAGAUACAUUACGUAGAGAGCAGAGCAAAAAGAGCGAUGCUGCUGCUCUUUUGAAGGAGAAAGAUGAAAUAAUCAAUCAAGUUAUGGCUGAAGGAGAAGAGCUCUCAAAAAAGCAAGCUGCUCAGGAAUCUCAUAUUAGAAAAUUGAGGGCACAGAUUAGAGAGCUUGAAGAAGAGAAGAAAGGACUAAGCACAAAGCUUCAGGUAGAAGAGAAUAAAGUAGAGAGUAUAAAGAAGGAUAAGGCAGCUACUGAGAAGUUGCUGCAAGAAUCAAUAGAAAAACAUCAGGCAGAACUAGCUGCCCAAAAGGAAUUCUAUACAAAUGCUUUGAAUGCAGCUAAGGAAGCUGAGGCAUUGGCCGAGGCACGGGCCAACAAUGAAGCCAGGACUGAACUGGAGAGUCGUCUAAGAGAGGCUGAGGAGCGUGAAACUAUGCUAGUCCAGACUCUUGAGGAAUUAAGGCAAACUCUGAGUAGAAAGGAGCAGCAGGCUGUUUUUAGAGAAGAUAUGCUAUGCAGAGACAUUGAGGAUCUUCAGAAAAGAUAUCAAGCAAGUGAACGUCGGUGUGAGGAGUUGGUGACACAGCUUCCUGAAUCUACUAGGCCUCUCCUAAGGCAGAUUGAAGCCAUGCAGGAAACUACUGCAAGAAGGGCAGAAGCUUGGGCAGCUGUUGAGAGAUCUUUAACAUCACGGCUUCAGGAAGCGGAGGCUAAAGCUGCUGCUGCGGAAGAAAGAGAGCGAUCUGUAAAUGAACGGCUAUCGCAGACUUUAUCUCGAAUAAAUGUCCUUGAAGCUCAGAUUUCUUGCCUUAGAGCUGAGCAGACUCAGCUCAGUCGGACCCUUGAGAAGGAGAGACAGAGGGCAGCAGAGAAUAGGCAGGAGUAUCUUGCAGCGAAGGAGGAAGCUGACACUCAUGAAGGCCGUGUCUCUCAGCUUGAAGAAGAAAUUAAGGAGCUCAGGAGGAAACACAAACAGGAGUUACAAGAAGCACUUACACACAGAGAAUUUUUGCAGAAGGAGAUUGAAAGGGAGAAGGCUGCUCGGUUGGAACUAGAAAGAAAUGCUCACCUUCAGACCUCCACUGUUUCUGACCAAAGUCCAUUACCGAAGCAAAAAUUUGGGUUUGAAAAUGGAAAAUUAAACCGCAAACUUUCAAGUGCCAGCAGUUUAAGCAGCAUGGAGGAAAGUUUCUUUUUGCAAGCUUCUUUGGACUCUUCUGACACUUUCUCUGAACAUAGGAAUCAUGGAGAUAUGCCCAUAAGUCCAUACUUUGUGAAGAGCUUUACCCCAAGUGCUUUUGAGGCUACCCUUCGUCAAAAGGAGGGCGAGCUCGCAUCUUAUAUUUCUCGAUUGGCAUCUCUGGAGAAAAUUCGUGACUCUCUUGCUGAGGAGUUGGUUCAAAUGACUGAACAGUGUGAGAAAUUAAGGGCGGAAGCUGCUGUCCUGCCUGGCAUCCGGGCAGAGUUAGAAGCACUGAGACGGAGGCAUUCUGCAGCAUUGGAGCUAAUGGGCGAGCGAGAUGAGGAGCUAGAGGAACUUCGGGCUGAUAUUGUGGACAUGAAGGAAAUGUAUAGAGAACAGGUGAACUUGCUUGUAAAUAAGAUCCAGAUACUAAGUUCGACGUUGGGCAGCAGCACCACGUGAUUAACUAAAAGAGUGAACGACUUUUUGUGCUGGCGGCUACCAUCCUUCCCAAAAUCAAUCAAAUGUGCUUAUAUACAUACAUAUAUAUAUAUGAUAUAAAACGUGGAAAUUAUUAUUUUUUUGUUUGUGGAAA
Diospyros lotus (date-plum) is the source of this 3428-nucleotide messenger RNA. RefSeq names its product golgin candidate 5. Bases 347 to 3295 code for a protein of 982 amino acids. The transcript is spliced from 20 exons. Lineage: Eukaryota; Viridiplantae; Streptophyta; Magnoliopsida; Ericales; Ebenaceae. The record is from RefSeq and is a predicted model, not a curated record.